GGCCCUGCCGUGGAGUUCGCGCUGCCGCAGGAGCCGGAGCCGCGGGCCGCGGACCUCGGGGCCCCGGGGGCGGGGGCGGCGGGGCCACCGACGCCGUCGGCGCACAUCCCGGUGCCAGGGUAUAGGUGAGCCGGGGUUCGCGUGCCAGGCCGAGGGGGCGUGUGCACCCGUGCGCCUGUGUGUGCAGGGGUGGUGGAUGGGGCGCGGGCUGGAGCCUUCCAGACCCCACCCCUGCGAGGGGCGCCUCGGUGGAGGGCAGGUCAGCAUCCUGAACUGGGUUUCUGUCCUUGCCUUUCGGCUCUCCAGCCCUGGAGGAGUUAAGCAGAAAUGACCCAUGUAUCAGUAUGCCUUGUUCCUCCCCAAACCCUGAGAGCCAGAGCGCAGAACUGGGAGGGGGCGCCUGUCAGCCUCUGUGCCCAGGAGGCUGUGAGGCCCGCGUGGAAUCGACUGUCCAGGCAUCCCGGGGCCCCUGAUGACUGUCUCGCCAGCUCUGUCUGCAGAGAGAGAAACCCUCCCAGAGCCCCCCCAGGAAAAGCCCGGCUGGACGAGGUCAUGGCUGCUGCAGCCCUCACAAGCCUGUCCACCAGCCCCCUCCUGCUGGGGGCCCCGGCUGUAGCCUUCAGCACAGAGCCCAGCUUGGAGCCUCGGAGGGAGGCCCCGGUGCGGCCACCGGGCAGCAGCGGCAGCAGCGGGGAUGGGGGCUGGGGCCCGGCCAGUGACCAGUCCUCUCCAUCUACCCCGUCGCCCCCGCUGCCACCUGAGGCAGCCCACUUCCUGUUCGGGGAGCCUGCCCUGAGGAAGAGGAAGAGCUCGCUGCAGGGGCUGUUCCAGUGUCUGUGGAAGCGCUGCGGGAAGGUGCUGAGCUCGGCGUCAGGGAUGCAGAGACACAUCCGUCUGGUGCACCUGGGCAGGCGGCAGGCAGAGCCAGAGCAGAGCGACGGCGAGGAGGACUUCUACUACACGGAGCUGGAUGUCGGCGUGGACUCGCUGACCGAUGGGCUGUCUGGCCUGACCCCGGGGUCCCCCACGGCCUCCGCGCCGCCCGCCUUCCCCCGCCUGGAGCCGCUGGAGCCCCCGGCCCUGCCCAGCCUGCUGCGCCCGCCCGCCCUGCCCCCACCCCCGGUGCUGAGCUCCCUGCCCGCCCCCCAGGGCUGCCUGGCACCCGUCCACCCGGAGCCACAGCCCAUCCCGGUCAGGGCCUGCGCGCCCGCCCUGCCCGCCAAGCCCGGUGCCAACCCGAGGAAGCCCCGAGGUGACGCCAGGAAGUGCCGGAAGGUGUAUGGCGUGGAGCACCGGGACCUGUGGUGCACGGCCUGCCGCUGGAAGAAGGCCUGCCAGCGCUUCCUGGACUGAGCCCCGCCCGCCGGGGCCUCUCCUAGCUGCAGGGUCUUCUUUCUAACCCGGGGGGGGGGGGGGGGGGGGGGGGGCGGGCCCGGGCCCCACCACUCAAAGUGCCUCUGAAGAAACCAGCCUCUUGGCCUUUUGCACUAAAGCCAAACCUCACAGCUGUCCCCUUGGCCUGGGGUCCCCAGGGGUGGCCGCCCCCCACCUGUCAGCCCUGGACUUGUCAGGGGUGUGACGGGCCCCGCUUUGGGGCCACCUGGGGCCGUCCUCGAUGCACUUUGAGGGGUGUCGGGGAGGGGGCGCCCCUGCCCGCACUUAAUCUGACUGUUUGAGGGCCCGGGUGCACAUUUGUACCGUGUUUGCCAAGCUCAGGUGUCUCACGUCUGGGCUGAACCAGGCGAGGAGUAACAUUAAAGAUUUGGGAUUUUUCCAAAA
Orcinus orca (killer whale) is the source of this 1779-nucleotide messenger RNA. It is a transcript of the gene SLC2A4RG, whose product is annotated as SLC2A4 regulator. Gene Ontology annotation, molecular function: DNA-binding transcription factor activity; RNA polymerase II cis-regulatory region sequence-specific DNA binding. Gene Ontology annotation, cellular component: nucleus. The coding region runs from base 328 to 1353 and encodes 341 amino acids. Gene Ontology annotation, biological process: regulation of transcription by RNA polymerase II. Lineage: Eukaryota; Metazoa; Chordata; Mammalia; Artiodactyla; Delphinidae. The record is from RefSeq and is a predicted model, not a curated record. The transcript is spliced from 7 exons.